AUGUCAACAUAUAAACAGAACUUCAAUGGUAAUCAAACCUACGAAUUGUUGGAAACUAAAGCCAUCGACGAAAUGUUUGCAAUUCUCCCAUCAACAAUUGAACAUGAGCAUUCGAAAGCGGCGGCGAAAAAUCUAGGCCUUCUCCAGAGUUUGUGCACAUCCAAUAUUUUUGAUGAUGAUCAACAUCUUGCAUUCGAGACCGCUCUCAAUGAUUUUAUCGAGGAGUUGAAGUAA
Messenger RNA from Caenorhabditis angaria, 234 nucleotides. The record is from the annotation of a GenBank genome assembly. Lineage: Eukaryota; Metazoa; Nematoda; Chromadorea; Rhabditida; Rhabditidae.